This is a messenger RNA of Drosophila hydei, 6089 nucleotides long. RefSeq lists its product as uncharacterized. Gene Ontology annotation, cellular component: plasma membrane; cytoplasm; dendritic spine. The transcript is spliced from 12 exons. Bases 17 to 6076 code for a protein of 2019 amino acids. Gene Ontology annotation, biological process: chemical synaptic transmission. Gene Ontology annotation, molecular function: protein binding. NCBI's taxonomy places the organism in Eukaryota, Metazoa, Arthropoda, Insecta, Diptera, Drosophilidae. The record is from RefSeq and is a predicted model, not a curated record.
UUUAUUGGCAACAAUAAUGGUCAGCAAAAUAUUGGCAACAUUGGCUGCUGGACAAACAACUAGUAGCACUAAUCAUCAUCACCAUCAUCAGCACCAGCAGCAGCAACAGCAACAUCAACAGCCUAAUCACAGUACAGUCAGUCUGCACGGAAGUAGCAAUACCAGUUACCAGCGUCUACAAGCCUCAACAACAACAGAAUCAAUCACAACAACGGUUACAGCUGCCGCUCGCCAGUGCAACUAUAACGCGCUCAACGGAUUGGAGCAGGACUCUGUCAUCAACAACGCCUCUAACAGCGUUAGUGGCCAUGAGCAACAGCAGCCAUUGAACUUAUCGCGAGGUCUGCUCUCGCCUUCGCCACCGCUCAACGAUCAAAUUAAUUUGCUAUUUCCCAAGUGCCGACCCAAACAACAGCAGCAGCAACAGCAGCAACAAAAGCAGCAGCUGAAUCCACAGCUAUCGAGCAACAACAAUCGACAGCAACAUGAACAAAUUGCGGAAGUAAAUCUGAACAGUGGCAGCAACCCACCAGCAGCAGCAGAGAUAAUAGGGAGAAAGUCACCUACUGUCACGUCCAUCAGCACGUCCAGCUACUAUAAAAGUGUGAAUAUAAUAACACAAUCUCCGCCACCGCAUUCAGCCUCGUCUCACUCCUCAGAGUCGGUAUCUUCGGUCACGCCGCGUAUAUCGACAAAUCCAUUUUUGUGUGCACCACUGACACCACCAACAGCGCCAACUGUUAUAGUGAACGGUGGUGAUACGGACAUCGACAGCAUUAUAUUGGCAGAGGACGAAAGCUUGCACCAACCGCAGCAGCAGUUGCAGCUGCUUACCGAAGAGUCGGUACCACAGACAGCAUAUCCAGCAUCUUUCUACUAUCAUACAGGCGAUAUCAGGCGUGGCUAUAGCUAUACAGAUAUGCCGCGCAAACGGAACAGUGCCAUAUCAGCCGAUAGGCAAAACCAACAUCUUGCGCUGCUUAACGGGAAUGGCAAUAGCAGCAGUAGCAGCAACAACACUGGCAACGGAAUUGCAACAAACAGCCAGAAUCCGUUUAUCAAAGAGAAUUACUGGGAGUCGGCUACUCCAUGUACUAGCACGUUAUUGCACUCGCCUACAGAAUAUUCCGAUGAACAUCAACAGCAGCAACAACAGCUGCAGCAGCAAGAUCAACAGCAUAUGCACGCCUCAGCAAGACGAGCUUAUCAUCAGCAAAGGGAGCAACUGGUACCACAAUUGUACAGCAUAGCACAGAGGCAGACGCAGGCACAGAGUCUUCAAACGCCACACUUAUUGUACACAGGUCGCAGUCCUGUUAACUGCAACUUAUCUGCUGAUACUGUUGGGGGGCAGCAACAGUCUUCACUUGGCGCCAGCAAUCCAUGUGCUGAUGGGCUAACUUCACUAGCUAGCCAAUAUCUGUACGGCAGCAAAUCGUCACUGGACCAACAUCCAACAGACUGGGAGUCGCGUAAACAGCGGCUGCGUGGGGAACGUGAACGUGAAAGAGAGCGAGAACAAGAACAAGAACGUGAGCAAAUGCUUCUGGAACAGCAACAGCAUCUGCAGCUGAAGGAUGCACAUGCGGGACGCGGUAACCACCUUAGUCCCCUUGCGGUAGCACAACAACAGCAGCAGCGCAAACGACACGUCAACACCGACGAUCGAGAACACCGGUUAAUCAAUAAUGAAUCCUCUGAAAGUUGGCAACAUCUACGUGUUACGACCGAGUCAAGCACUCUGACGCCGGAGGAGAUCAGGAGCAGCAAAGAGCAGACCGCUAAUCAGACGCAGCCUGGUAGCCAAGGUCGUUCGCAUGUCAUACUAGAGCCACAUACGCGACGCAUGCUCGACGAUGGCGCUACAUAUCGGGAUGGCUGGCAACUGGAACGCAACUACACCCUGGCUCUGGAGCCGCGCCAUGGCAUCAUAGAAUAUGAAGGCUCACCCAGACGUAUUGGCAUUGCGACCAACAGUACAUCCGCUGCAGGCGAAGCCGAGCUGCCAGUUGGCACAAUAACAGCAAAACCUGCUGCAACUGCAGCUACACCAACAAUGGCACCAGUGCAGCCCAUAAAUUAUAACACAAGUGCGGCAAACUCUUUGCAAAAGACGCCGGCACGAACUGCACUUUCAGCACUGGUCCAAUGCCAACCGCCGCAGGCAUAUCCAGUUCGGCCUGGUUUUCCACAGCGCAUAAUUUCGCCACCGCGUGAGCUUCGAACUAGCUCGCCCACACAACAGCAUCAGCAGCUUUACAGCAAUGGCAGCAACCAUAGCAUUAACAACAACAACAACAAAGCAUCAUGCGGCGACAACAAUGCCGAAGAUACGAGCAAUGAUGUCUCCGAAAUUGGUACCAUAUCUGACCAAACUACGCCAGAGGCCGCCAUCACGGCCACGGCGAAUGAGUUAACGAGCUGUGCGGAUAUUUCACCGCCACCCAUAGUAGUAACAACAACCACAGUUGCUAGAACACCGCCAUUGGCUGCGACCCUAGCAACAGCAAUCACUAGCAACUCCUCGACCAUGGGUACAACUCUCACAACUCCAGGUCCAUUGAGACUGCAUCCUAAAUCCUCAACUUUUGAUUACCUCUACGAAUUCUCUGAGACGCGUAAAGUAUUAGAAGAGUUCUUUAAAUGCCCGUCAAACGACGAACAACCAAUCGUGGAGAACAGCAGCGAUGUGGACAGCAUUGACAUACAGUACGAAUUUCAUAGCAACUUUGAACGUGACGAGGAGGAGGAUGUAGAGGAGGAGGAGGAAGAGGAAGAGGAUGCAGAGAAUGAAAACGAACAUGUCGAGCAAGAUUAUUGCCAGCAACAGCAGAAGAAGGACCAACAACAACAAUUCAUGCAACAACCGAACACUACGGAGCGCCAUGUCUAUGGCGCGUAUACGCAACCACAGUUGCAGAUGCAGUCGCAAUUACAACUACAGGCGCAGCUACAGUCCCGGCCAGCACAACUGCCACGGCAUUACAGCGGCAGUCCUCUAUUGCGCGACUUUGAUUUUUUCCUGGACUCAGCCAGUCACAGCAGCGGCGAGCGAGAAGGUGAACAGGAUGGGCUCAAUCACAACCAGCUGCUGAGCAACUGUAGCGGCAGCGGCUUGGGUCAGAGCGCAGGCCAGAUCGUGAGUGUUGGCUUGACGGGCGGACACAACUAUCGCUACUCACCGGAGACCACUGACUAUGACUCCAACUGCGGCGAUCUUGACAGCCUCUCGGGCGAGAUGAAUGGCGGCGUGUCGACAUCUUGUUCAAACUACGCCAAGUACUAUGCCUCGGCUAUGCCCGUGCUAGAGGAUGGACUUUCUUCGGGUCACACCAGUGACACAGAUAAUAACAAUAAGAACCAACAGAAACCUAGCGGCCAGGCAAACCAGAUAAAGGAACUAAGUCAAGGUCACGGUCAGGAUCAAGGUCAGAGUCAGAAUCAGAGUCAAGAUCAAGGCAAUCUAAGCACCAGCACCAGCAUUGGAGGUGGCAUCUCCAUGCUAAUGGACAUGAAGCGUAUCUCAACUAACAAUAGCUUAAAUAGCAUGCACAACCUGACUAUCUCCACCACGGACAGCAACGAGGUCGGCCCCCAGCUCAGCCACACGAGUCCUAGCAACGGAAACCCCAAGCAACAACAACAACAACAACAACAGCAACCGUCGCAGUUAGCACAUCAACGAGAGCUUCUUGGUCAGAGCCCCAGCAGUAACAGCAAUAGCAAAGUGUUCAAAAACAUUGAUCCAGAAUUGGAUUCGCUCUACUCCAUCAGUAUUUUUCACCGUCCGGACAUGGUGCAGAUGACACCACCACCGCCGGCUCCGGCACCGCAUCGCAAACCAAAGAGCAGCGCUGAAGUAGAUCUGCUGCUGGCCGCUGGGCAGGGCAGUAAGCACACAUCGCUGAAUGCGGUCAUCGGGUCGACGUUGCAGCGAAGCUCUCCCACCGCCUGCAUAGGCGUUGGCAGCGGUAAUGCAAAAUCGCGCAACACCGGCAACAAUUGCAGCAGUAAUAGCAUAAUUGGUGGUGGAAUGGGUGGUGUGGGUGGAGGUGCUGGUCCUGCGCCGCCACCCAUACCUGAGCGGAGCAACAUGCAGCCGGUGCAACGCUCGCCCUCGCCUGUGAUAAGCUCGCCCAUAUGGCUGUCACGGCAUCUGGACGGAGGCGCUGGUAAGGCAGUACUCGAAUCAAGCUCUGACAACCACUCGAAGAACCAUAGCGCCGACGAAGAGGAUGUGGACACGGAUCUCGAAACUGACCGUCUGCUGGGCCAUCAACGUCUGGACGAUCAGGGCUACUAUGAUGAGAACAAAGGCUGGGAUCGCAAGCCGCGUAGCUCACUGCUCUCCAAAAUAUCGCCGAAGCAACAGCAAAUGCCCAGCACCAAGACACGCAACGGUUACAAUGCGUUGCUUAGCUCGACGCCUGAACUGCCGCCGCCCAUUCCAUCCAAGAGCUCAAAUAGCCUGGGCGGAUCGGGUACCGGUAAGCUGAUCGAUCUGGUUAGCGGUAGCAUCGGUGUCGAAAUUGGUUCCGGCAUUGGCGUUGGUGUCUGCGCUGUACAGAAGAGCCAUUCAGGCAACUCCUCGGAGCUCAGCCACAAAUCACCGAUAAAAGUUGCCGGUAACGGCCAUGAUAUAUGUGGCAUGACAGCUACCACAGCUGCCGAUGUGGUCGCCUCUGCUGUGGUGAAUGCUGGCGGACUUCUCUCCCAUGGUAGUCCCAACACAGGAGGUGGCUCGGAGCGCUCAGCUCCAGCGCUUGCCAAGAUGGAUGUGGAAAAUGAGGGCAUCAAUAGCGGGGGCAUAGUUGGUGCUGCCAGCGGUGUGGCCAAUACUGUUAUGAAUAAUGGAAACAAUCCCACCAAUGGCACCGCUGCCAACAACAAUAACAAUAACAACAAUGUUCCCAUUGGCAGCAACAACAGCUGCGGCAAAGUGAAAAAGAGUAAGAGCAAAGAAGGCGGUGCAGUGCUCAUUGAAGGCGUUCUAUUUCGGGCGAAAUACUUGGGCUCCACGCAGCUCGUCUGUGAGGGCCAACCCACAAAAUCGACACGGAUGAUGCAGGCUGAGGAGGCCGUGUCUCGUAUCAAGGCACCCGAUGGCGAUGUGCAACCCAGUACUGAGGUGGAUUUGUUUAUCUCGACGGAGAAGAUAAUGGUGCUGAACACCGAUCUCAAGGAAAUCAUGAUGGAUCAUGCUCUGCGUACCAUCUCCUAUAUAGCCGACAUUGGGGAUCUAGUGGUACUGAUGGCACGGCGGCGUUUCGUGCCACAGGACAUCGAUGAUGCGCCGAAACCCAAUCGCACACCCAAAAUGAUAUGCCACGUGUUUGAAAGUGACGAAGCGCAGUUCAUAGCACAGUCGAUUGGGCAGGCCUUCCAAGUGGCUUACAUGGAGUUUUUAAAGGCUAAUGGCAUUGAGGAUCAUCGGUUUGUUAAGGAAAUGGAUUACCAGGAGGUGCUUAACAGCCAGGAGAUCUUUGGCGACGAGCUCGAGAUAUUUGCCAAGAAAGAGCUACAAAAGGAGGUAGUUGUGCCCAAAGCCAAGGGCGAAAUACUUGGUGUGGUUAUUGUCGAAAGCGGUUGGGGCUCCAUGCUGCCCACAGUCGUCAUUGCGAAUCUCAUGAGCUCUGGCGCUGCUGCACGUUGCGGCCAGUUGAAUAUUGGCGAUCAGCUGAUCGCCAUAAACGGCCUAAGCCUGGUCGGACUACCGCUCUCCACUUGCCAGACAUACAUCAAGAAUACUAAAAACCAAACCGUUGUCAAAUUCACUGUUGUGCCCUGUGCGCCAGUCGUCGAGGUCAAAAUCAAGCGUCCAGAGACCAAAUAUCAACUGGGUUUCAGCGUGCAAAAUGGCGUGAUCUGCAGUCUGCUGCGUGGUGGCAUUGCGGAGCGGGGUGGCGUUCGUGUCGGUCAUCGAAUCAUUGAGAUCAACAACCAGAGCGUAGUGGCUGUACCUCAUGAGAAGAUCGUCAAUUUGUUGGCCACAUCGGUGGGCGAGAUUCUGAUGAAAACAAUGCCCACUUCAAUGUUCCGUUUGUUAACCGGCCAGGAGAACCCCAUAUAUAUUUAAACGAUAUCAAUCG